Messenger RNA from Olea europaea var. sylvestris, 2607 nucleotides. RefSeq lists its product as uncharacterized. The record is from RefSeq and is a predicted model, not a curated record. The transcript is spliced from 8 exons. Bases 1 to 2607 code for a protein of 868 amino acids. NCBI's taxonomy places the organism in Eukaryota, Viridiplantae, Streptophyta, Magnoliopsida, Lamiales, Oleaceae.
AUGACCAAAGGUCCAGGGUUCGAACCCAACAAUGUGAAUAUGAUCAACAGAAAGCCGGUAUGUGACAGAUGGAGUGAAUGCAGGGAUGUCUGCGACCACGAUAAACUGAAAAAUUUAAUAAACAAAUUGGAUGACCCAGUGCCAUGGAUUGGCGUGUAUAUUGCAGCAGCUUCUGUAGUCUGCUCCCUUGCAAUGGCAGCUGACGCUUUCCACGGUUUUCGUAGUAAAGUGCUGUGGUUCCCAUGUAAGUACUUCUCCUUCAAUGCCAUAUCUUUGACACUAUUAGCUGUCACAUUGAAACUACCAAUCGAUCUUACUGCUAGUACGUUGGGGGUUAGUGAGAUUCUUGCACGGGUUAGUAGCCUCGUUUUCAUGUCAACUGCAAUGGCAAAUUUUAUGACAUCUUUGGGAUCCAUGGAUGAUAAUGAGAUGGUACUAAACCUAGCUGCUUUAGGUAUUAUGAUAAUUACAGUCAUUGGCAAUGCUUAUAUCCACCUUAUUACAGUGUGUUAUUUUGAUGGUGCUCCCCAAAUAAUUUGUGAAGAAAUUGUAGCAACGGGUUUUAUCUUUAUUUCACUUGUUAUGUUUUGUUCCUCGUCUUUGACUGUUCUAACUACCACAAGAUACAUUGAAUGCAAGUACCAAGAAAUGUGCAAAAUAGCUUUAGAUGAAGAAAAACUGGACGGGCCAAAAUUUCCAGUUGACAAAUUGAGACUGGUGGUCAAAAAAUAUUGGGUGAUGGCAGUGACAGGAUGCCCCCAGUUUGUAAUGGCACGUAGUGUGACUUGCACUGCUUCAGGUUUGAUGUGUGUAUUAGCAACCCUCACUUUAGUAGAAGCUCAUAUUCGGAUACCAAAAGUAUACCAAGGACGAGGCUAUGGGUGCGGUACUUUUUCUGCCUAUAAGUGGUCAACAAAAUGGAUCCUAUACGUUCAGUCAAUUGGAGUGGCAUUGGGUACUAUUGUCCCUGCAUUCAGAUGGUUUACUGCCGCCCAGUUAAAGUGUUCAGAUAUAGGCAGGAAAAGCUUCAAAAACGAGUUAAAAAUCGAAACUUAUUGGAAUCAGAGACUUAAGGACUGCAGAGAAAGCUCAUUACCAUUACAAGUUCGACACCACAAGUGGAAAAAACUUCUUCAUGCUGUAAGAAGACUAUUUCUGAAUUGCUGUCUUCGAGUACAGUAUCUAUUGGUUUGGGCGAGCAAACUUGUUCUGCUCAUUUCUGCCUCAUUCUUCCACCACAUCAGGAAGCUGAAGAUAUUUGUCAUUGGUGCUUCUGAUGAUACCAGAGGAUCGGAUUAUGGUGGUGAUGCCCAGUUGGACCUUACUCGUUAUGUUCUUCAACUUCAAGGAGAGCCUGGAAUUCCCGAAAGGACCCUCAAAAACAUCUGGAAUGAGGUGGACGGGAUGACAGAGAAAGGGAAAAGACAGAAGCCGAUCAACCUAAUUGAUCUUAUACAUAAAUCUAACAACUUCAAUGGGGUGAGAGAAUUUGACAACAAUCGAGUUCCAAGUUUACAUUCUCAGGAGCCUCCUAAUAGCUGGUCUCUACCUGUGGUGACUUUUGCAUGCAUCGCAAUUGCACUUCCCAACAUUUCAAACGACAAUGCUAAUCAGUUAGUGAGAAAUGCUGCAGAUGUUGUAUGGGUAGGAGUUGAUUUAAAUUGCAAGUGGCAAGAGAAGGAUCUCCGCAAAUUAAGUCUCCACAGCAGAACCUCCAAGGAAUCAUUAGAAGAGCUUUCCAAUUAUGCUGAAAGGACGGUUAAGAGGUUCCUCGGAGAAGUAAACGAUUUCCUAAUGGAUAAACCUCUGAAUUGGCCUGUUAAAAUUAUAGCUGCAAACUCAAUGUACAGGAUCAGUCAAACUAUUUUGAUGGCCAGUGGCAAUAAUGAAACAGAUGAGGGGUUGUUUGACCAUUUAUCCAUUAUGAUUGCGGAUAUAUUGGCAGCUUCCCUUACCAAUUUACCACAUGUCAUAACUACUAUAUGCCACCAUAAUUCCCAAAAGGAAAGGCAAAAGAGUGUUCGUCAGGCUGCUUUCCUUCUUGGUGAAACAGAAGAAAUUCUACAAAUUCUUCAGCAGCGUGAGAUAUCAAGCUUGGAUCCUAAUAAACCAGCUUACAUUGAUGAGUUGCGUACUUUUAUCGAGGAAGAUAAUGGGAAUUCUCUAGCCUCAGUUCCGAGUAUUGGAAGCGAAACUCAACAAUCCAAUAAAGAACUUCAUUUUGCAAUUAUCUCAUUUUAUUGUUGUGAUGUUCUUCUUGCAUUGUCCCUCAGUUGUUAUAGAGUGUUAACAUUAUCCAUUCUGGAUUAUCUUCCAAGGAUGAGUUUAUCACUCCCAUUUGCACUUUUUAUCCAUGAUAUGGAUUUCUCUCAGACCUCUUCGAGCUGUAAUAAGACUGAUGAUAAGUCCCUUAUAGAAAGCCUUUCUAAUUCUAUAGCACAACAUAGAAAUCAAUUGGUUUCAACAGUUGAUGAUCCAUCACUUCUCUUAUCUAAUGAUAACGGAUGUCGAUGUGCUUUGUCCGAGAAUGUUCUUGGAGAAAUCGCUUUAACCACAACAUUUCUUUACCAACUUCUGUUGCUGUACUAUAUUCUGCUUCUAUUGUAA